AUGCUCGGCAGCGACAGCACUAACUGUAACGACGUGAAGCCCGCCGACGUCGGCGAGGCCGGGGGUUAUUCCACGACCAGGCGUAACAUGCUCGACGUCGCCAAUGGUCUGUACGGCACAGGCGUCUCGAUGGAUAUCGAGAUACCUAUGAUCGCAGUCAUCGGUUCCCAGAGCACGGGAAAGUCCUCGCUUCUCGAGAAUAUUUGCGGGAUCACCUUACCGAGGGCGAGUGGCACAUGCACUAGAUGCCCUACCGAGUGCCGUCUAUCGCACUCAUCCAGCCCGUGGAAAUGUACCGUCACCUUGCGCCUCAUAACCGAUCGCCACGGCCAGGCUGUACAAAUCCGCACCGUCCCAUUUGGUGACGCGAUCCUUGACGCGACGGAGGUUGCCGACAGGAUCAGCCGCGCCCAGCGCGCGAUCCUGAACCCGAGCACCGAGGCUAGUUUCUUCCUCACUGGAGGCGAAGAGACCACGCCCGAGACCACAUUCUCGAGGAAUUGUGUUUCCUUGGAGAUCAGUGGCCCCGACGUUGUUGACCUCUCCUUCGUGGACCUACCUGGAAUAAUUGCCAGUGCAGGUAGCGGUACGACCACUGCGGAUAUAGAACUCGUCAGAGCCCUCGUCACCGAGUAUGCCAAGAAUGAGAGCUGUAUAAUCCUUCUGACAGUGACAUGCGAGACCGAGUUCGAGAACCAAGGUGCCUACCAGCUUGCGCGCACCUUUGACCCAGCAGGAAAGCGUACCAUAGGCGUUCUGACCAAACCCGACCGCGCUCCGAGGGGCGACGAAGAGCGGUGGAUCACCCUGCUCAAGAACGAGUACUCGGAGCUCGCUCUAGACAACGGUUGGUUCAGCGUGAAACAGCCCGAUUCGGUCCAGUUAGCAGAAGGUAUCACGCGUACCCAGGCUCGACAGGAGGAAAAGGACUUCUUCGCCUCUGCGAUGCCUUGGGCUUCAUUGCCACUCAGGUUUCAGCAACGUCUUGGAACACUCAACUUAGCGGAGCGCUGCAGUGAUGUAUUGUCUGGCCUGAUCGCGAAGAGGCUCCCCGACAUACAGAGGACAAUCCAAGACAUGUUGAGGAUGACAGAGAGCCAGUUGGGCGAACUCCCCAAAGAACCGUCCAAGGAUCCUGUGGGUGAAGUGUAUGGUCUCAUCAGCAAGUUUUCUAGCGCCAUGACGCAGUACGUUGAGGGCACCCCGAAUGGCGACGGUCUGUUACAGACCAUCCGCCCUAAAGAGCAGGAGUUUAAAGAUGCGAUACGGAAGACAGCUCCCGACUUCAGGCCUUUUGAGCAGCCUGACGUCGACGACGAUCUACCAUUCAACUACGGGAACGGGACUGGUCUCACCUUGCCGGAGUUUCUGUCAAAUGAAGAAGAACCAUGCCUUCCGGAGGAGAAUACCCAUGCGAUCUACAUCAACGAGGUCAUGGAUUUCGCUCUGCAGGCUAUCACGCGUGAACUGCCAGACAACAUACCAUUUGUUGUCACGGAGUCGCUCAUCCGCGAAGUCAUCACUCGCUGGGAGGCCCCAGCUAUGCAGCUAUUCGACUACGUCGAGGAAAUCCUGAACGCAAAGAUCGCGGAGUUCGUACAUGCUGAAUGUAGUCAGUAUCCUCAUCUAGACUUCUCUGUCUCGACCGUCGUGGCAGAUUAUAUUGCUGAACGCGCGCAGGCGACGAGAGAGCGUCUGAAGUGGCUGCGCGCUCUCGAAGAGCGACCUCGCACACUCAAUGACCAUUACUUCCGCGACUACCGCGACAAAUUCCUCGCUUGGUACAGAGGACAGCGCUCCCAGUAUAAUAACGUUCCCUUCCUCCAAAAGCUGAAGAAGCAUAACGCGUCGCAGGGGUCCUCCGAGUUCCAUGAAAACGUUAGAGCAAUCAUGGCAGCCUUCAGCGCGCUGGACAUUCACGACAUCGAGCCGACCGAUCUUGCGAAGGUGCUCCCUGCUGAUCCCUACGAGGCCGCGAUCAGCAUCAUGGCGAGCGUACGCGCAUAUUUCCAAGUCGCCUACAAAAGGUUCGCCGACAACGUCCCGAAUGCGAUCGACCACGAACUCGUGCUGGGCCUGAACCGCGGGCAGGCACUCGACGCCGUCUUGAGGAAGGAGCUUGGGGUGAGCGGCCCGGACGGGUUCCGCUUGUGCGCCGAAUACCUGCGCGAGGAUGGCAACGUCGCGGCUCGUCGUGAGGAGUUAAGGAACAAACGCGAUCGGCUGAACAAGGCGAGGAAGGAAUUGAUGAGAUUGCGCCAGUAA
Messenger RNA from Rhodofomes roseus, 2265 nucleotides. RefSeq names its product P-loop containing nucleoside triphosphate hydrolase protein. The coding region runs from base 1 to 2265 and encodes 754 amino acids. Gene Ontology annotation, cellular component: membrane; microtubule; cytoplasm. The transcript has 10 exons. The record is from RefSeq and is a predicted model, not a curated record. Gene Ontology annotation, molecular function: microtubule binding; GTP binding; GTPase activity. NCBI's taxonomy places the organism in Eukaryota, Fungi, Basidiomycota, Agaricomycetes, Polyporales, Fomitopsidaceae.